CCUUGAAGCACCGCCUGCUAAAAAUACCCGGCUGGAGACCUAUAAAAGCGCAGCCGAGGGGGCCCUGGUCCAGCACUUCUCCGAGUCUGCCCGACGCGCGCAGUGGAUACGAGUGGACCCGAUCCAGAUCCAGAAUGACUGAGCGCCGCGUGCCCUUCUCCUUCCUGCGGGGCUCCAGCUGGGACCCUUUCCGCGACUGGUACCCGGCGCAGAGCCGCCUCUUCGACCAGGCCUUCGGGCUGCCGCGGCUGCCCGAGGAGUGGUCGCAGUGGUUCGGGGGAUGGCCGGGCUACGUGCGCCCGCUGCCCCCCGCCGCCGCCGAGGUCGCGCCCGCCUACAGCCGCGCUCUGAGCCGGCAGCUGAGCAGCGGCGUCUCCGAGAUCCGGCAGUCGGCCGACCGCUGGCGAGUGUCCCUGGACGUCAACCACUUCGCCCCGGAGGAGCUGACGGUGAAGACCAAGGACGGCGUGGUGGAGAUCACGGGCAAGCACGAAGAGAGACAGGACGAGCACGGCUACAUCUCCCGCUGCUUCACCCGGAAGUACACGCUGCCCCCGGGUGUGGACCCCACCCUGGUCUCCUCCUCCCUGUCCCCUGAGGGAACGCUCACCGUGGAGGCCCCGCUUCCCAAGGCGGUCACGCAGUCAGCAGAGAUCACCAUCCCUGUCACCUUCGAGGCCCGCGCCCAGAUUGGGGGCCCAGAGGCUGGGAAGUCCGAGCAGGCUGGAGCCAAGUAGAGGUUGUCCCCUGCUGCCCACCCCUAGUAGCUGUCACUGGCCCUCCCCCUCCGCCGAUCUGUAUGCUCUUUUGAUACAUGUAUCUUCUGUUUUUCUCAAAUAAAAUUGGAAGCAAACGCUUA
Molecule: messenger RNA, 859 nt
Organism: Chinchilla lanigera (long-tailed chinchilla)
Lineage: Eukaryota; Metazoa; Chordata; Mammalia; Rodentia; Chinchillidae
Gene: Hspb1
Product: heat shock 27kDa protein 1
Exons: 3
Coding region: 135-737 (200 amino acids)
Biological process (GO): response to heat; protein refolding
Molecular function (GO): protein folding chaperone
Source: RefSeq, a predicted model, not a curated record